This is a messenger RNA of Paramecium primaurelia, 412 nucleotides long. The record is from the annotation of a GenBank genome assembly. Lineage: Eukaryota; Ciliophora; Oligohymenophorea; Peniculida; Parameciidae.
AUGAAUCAAGAUUAAUUAGACAAUGAAGAAGAUCCAUAGUAAUAAUUUUUGGAAGUACUUUAUUAAAAUAGGAUAAAUUAGGCUUUUAAAGAGCUAUUAGAAGUUUAAAAUUAGAGGAUGUAUAAUGGAAAUGAUAUGUUAAAUUAGUAUUGCCCUCAAUUAUAAUACCCUGUGAUUUUACCUACUUAAAUUCCAAACACUUUUAUUGUACUUUAGCAUUGAAUUAGUUUAGAUCAACAUGGGUCCCUACUAUCCUCAUAUCUAGUAACCAUAAUUACAUCCAUAACAGACACAAUAACCUAGAUUAGCACCAUAAACUUUAUAAAAUUAAUAACAUAAUAAUUAGAGCAUUAAAGAAGAAGAACAUGAUGAUAAUAAAUAAUCUAGGAAUUGGCUAUAAUAGAGAAAAUGA